Molecule: messenger RNA, 6284 nt
Organism: Scaptodrosophila lebanonensis
Lineage: Eukaryota; Metazoa; Arthropoda; Insecta; Diptera; Drosophilidae
Gene: dop
Product: microtubule-associated serine/threonine-protein kinase 3
Exons: 11
Coding region: 262-6195 (1977 amino acids)
Biological process (GO): intracellular signal transduction; peptidyl-serine phosphorylation
Molecular function (GO): magnesium ion binding; protein serine/threonine kinase activity; ATP binding
Source: RefSeq, a predicted model, not a curated record
GGAUAAUUAAUUAACAGUGUUACCUCAGUUUAUCGCCAUUUUAUGGACUUUUUGAAACCCCUUCACGGAUAUAUUGGGAAACAUAAUACUUGGACGGAGUCAUUUUCGGAGAAUACAGUUUCGUAAGGCAAUUCGUAAUGUGCAGUCGGGCUUUUAAAAUAGUUCAACGCCAUGCUGAAGCGUAUUAACUACCCUUGUUGUGCUCAUAAAGCAGAUCAUGCAUUAAAAAAAUUAAUAAAAAAAUACUAAUUUUAUAUUGCAAUGAGUUGCAACGAGCAACUUCCUGUGGCGAACAGCCAAACGGCAAUAUCCACAAUGACCGGAAUACUUUCAACUUCAACACCACAGAAACUAUCAUGCAACUUGAGCGAGGGUGAACCAACUGUCUUUAACGAUGGUUUAUGUGACUUAGAUAUGUCUAUUAGCCCCGGAAACCCAGACCUUUCGUCCACAUCACAGCGUUCGAGUAACAAUCGCAAAGUUAGCAGCAAUAUUGUAGCUAAGCGGCAUGCUACUAAUCUCUCUCGUAUACGUCCACAGUCCAGUUAUUCGGCAAGAGUUCUUGUAUUCGAUGAUCUCGACCAAGAGAUUGCAACAUCAACUGAAGUACUGGCAAUCAAUGACGAAAGUCUUACUGCCAAGUCUUCGGAUGGUUUGGAGAUGUUUCCCAUUUCUCCUGCAAAGAUUGGUGAUGCGACAUGCUCAUCGUCAACACAAUCCUUGGUGCGUAACUUAAAUCUAACUAAAUCAUCAUCAGGUGGAUUGUCUGGAAGUUCCAACUCCCUACAUUCACGAGGCUACACUGCACUUUUACGCAAGAUAUCCUACCAGCAGCGUGCGGUAAGCAGUGAAACCUCAAAUUUGUUGCGCAUGCGGAAUUCAUCUUUGGGAAAAUCUGCACCCUGUCUCACAGGCAAAUAUAUUCGCUUUGAGCUCAGCGCCUCAUCUACGCGGCCAGUUCACAGCAACUCUACGUUAACCUCACCGGCUUCAGCAUUGAACAUCUCACGAGCUCCCAAUUAUGCUGGCAGUAGCAUAAACAAGCACCAUCUCCACGGUGUUUUAAUACGAGGUGGCGGAGGCACUGUUGCUUCGAGUGGCGUGGCCCAUCACCGCCUGAGUUUGAUGACAAACACUGCUGCAAACUCUCGUACCCAUUCCCCUUACUUAGCUAGUCCGAUUGAAAGCCCACGUAUUAAUUCACCUAUGCCAUUUGUGUUUGCGCCUAUUAAACGCAUUGCCUCGUGUCGCGGUGUUGAUGGACGUCGGUGGUCGGUGGCUUCGUUGCCGUCCUCGGGGUAUGGCACAACCCCUGGUAGUUCUAAUUUAUCGUCGCAGUGCUCUAGCCAGGAGACCCUUAACCAAUUGCACCAUAACAUACCUAAAAACCAGGAUGAAAUUGGCGUGUCUACGGCUAUUGGGCGCGUCGUCUGCUGCCCAGAACACUCUAAACAACAUGGUGUCAAACACGUUGGCGUGGACCAAAAGUUCAAGGUGAUGCAGCCGCAAAAACUUCCACCACCUACUGUUUGUGUCAAUUGUUGUGUCGACUUAAAGGAAAACUCUGUCGUGGGUCAACCGAUUCCAAAAAAUACAAGCGGCCGCAUAUCACCCAAUUUUCGUCCCCGUUCGCGAUCUCUAUCCAGCCCUUCUCGUUCACCAAUUGUAGAGAACGAAAUUUCCAUGAUGAACACUCUUUAUAAGGAUCGUUUUCCUAAAGCCACGCAUCAAAUGGAAGAUCGUCUUACCCACUUUAUCAAUGAAAACAAAAGUGCUGCUUGUAAUAAUUUUCGUGAUUCGCAACCAAUCGUACGAUUUGUUCAUCAUCAAGUUCUGGAAAUGGCUCGAGAUUGCCUGCACAAAUCUGAGGCUAGGCUAAUCACAUCGCAAUAUUUUUAUGAGCUAAGUGAAAACUUGGAACGUCUGCUUUUAGAGACCAAGGAAAAAUCUCCUGAAGCGGCUGCUGACCUUACUGGUGUUAUUAAAAAAUUGCUUUUGAUAAUUUCACGCCCAGCGCGCCUCCUUGAGUGCCUUGAAUUUGACCCACAAGAGUUUUACCAUUUGCUUGAAGCUGCCGAAGGACAAGCAAGAGCAAUUCAAGGCAUAAAGGCAGAUAUUCCCCAAUAUAUUAUUCAUAAACUGGGUCUCAACCGCGAUCCCUUAGUAGAGUUACAACAAGAGCUUAUAGAAACUCAGCAGAUAUGCGCAGAGAAAAUGGCCGCUAAUGCCAUUAACUCACCCAACCAUUUGAUUUUUGACUCAUGCAGCGCAAAUGAAGUCGACGUCAGAAAGCAGAGCAAUGACGGAAGCGGCGCAAGUGGUUGCAGCACUCCGCUUCAAUUGCCCCAGCAACCACCGCAAACACCGGUAGCCAGUGAUGAGAAACCAAUUUCAAGCUUUGAUUUGUCAUCUUGUCAUAUAAAAGCACCGAAAGGUGAAAUGAAUGAGGAAGCUAAGGUAUUGACACAUCAACAACCCUUGCCGCAUGAAAAUGACUUCGAUAUAGCAAAGCUGAUCUCAAAUGGGGCAUAUGGUGCCGUCUACCUAGUUAAACACAAAACAACACGACAGCGCUUUGCUAUGAAAAAAAUCAACAAGAACAAUUUAAUUUUACGAAAUCAAGUGGAGCAGGUGUUUGCGGAACGCGAUAUACUAUCGUUCGCAGAUAAUCCUUUCGUCGUAAGCAUGUACUGCUCCUUUGAAACAAAAAAACACCUGUGCCUGGUUAUGGAGUACGUUGAAGGUGGUGACUGUGGUACACUUCUGAAAAACAUUGGGCCACUACCCGCCGACAUGGCGCGUUUUUAUUUUGCUGAAACAGUAUUAGCCGUGGAAUACCUCCACAGCUAUGGAAUCGUGCAUCGCGAUCUUAAACCUGACAAUCUGCUUAUCACGGCUCUGGGCCACAUUAAGCUUACAGAUUUCGGCCUCUCUAAAAUGGGUCUUAUGUCAUUGGCCACAAAUCUGUAUGAAGGCUAUAUAGAUUCGGAAACCCGUCAAUUUUCUGAUAAGCAGGUUUAUGGAACUCCCGAGUAUAUAGCACCAGAAGUAAUAUUAAGGCAGGGCUACGGAAAACCCGUCGACUGGUGGUCGAUGGGUAUUAUACUUUACGAGUUUCUCAUUGGCUGCGUGCCUUUUUUCGGCGAAACCGCUGAAGAAUUGUUUGCACAUACAGUAAACGAUGACAUUGAGUGGCCAGACAAAGAGGAUUGGCCGGUACAACCAGAGGCCAGAGAUAUCAUAACGCAACUACUUCAACAGAAUCCUCGCGAUCGCCUGGGGACUCAAACGGGGGUAAUUGAGGUAAAGGAUCACGUGUACUUUUCUGGCAUGGACUGGAACUCUCUGCUACGUCAAAAAGCUGAGUUUGUCCCACAAUUAUGCAGUGAAGAAGACACCAGCUAUUUUGAUACACGCAUGGAUCGCUAUAAUCAUGAUUUGGAUGGUGAUGACACAGACGACACAGAUGACACGCCGGUCUUUGGUUCAUUCAAUUCCUACACUCCCCAGUACCGUAAACAGCAUUACAGCUGGUCGCGUCAUGCUACGGUUAAUAGUGCUUCUGAACCGAAUAUCCUGAAAGAGCGAAUUCCCGCUCCAACGGGAGAUAUUACUUCAAACGAAACUGAUGAUAAUGUUCCAGCCGGAACCACAUUGAAGCGAACUACAAUUGGCGAGGGUGUAUUGGUUAAUAAAUUUUUGAACACGCCACAGCUACGUAAACUAGAUUUAUCUUCGGGCUGUUUUAAGGUGCCUUCCACACCAGAUGCAGACUAUUUACCGGAGCUGCUACAUAAUGUGACUAUUGGUAAUGAUGCUGAGUUGCGCAUGCUAAAUUGCUAUUUGCAGCCUGCAUCAUUAUCGGUGAAAAACGGGAGUGAAAGGUCUGCCCGUUUGCAACAACGGCACAGUAUGCCGCCCAACACAAAUAUAAACACGUCGGUAUCCCAGCCUAUGACCAAGGUUCCGUCUGUAACUUUGGCGGCAACAGUAGGAAACUUCUCGCGCAGCACACCUGAGAGCUCUCAAACAGACAGCGAUGACUUCUCCCCCCAAAUCAAUCGAAAGCGAAAAGGUGUUGUCUCUCGUGAUAUUCUACCUCGCUUUUCUAUAUCCAUAGAGGAUGAGACAGUUGGCGGUGGAACUUCUUCGACAGGAAUCACUUGUGAGCCCCAUGUAUCGCACCAGCCCAAUACAAGAGAUGGUCCAGCUGGAGAUACUUUUAACAAACAUCACCGUUCACGUUCCAUCGUUAAGUCUGCUUCAGCGCUUGGUCUAUCGCUGAUGGCAUCAUCAACGCUGGACACAAACCAACUGGCACCACAGAUAUGUGGUAUGCAGUCGCCUGGGGGAGGGGGCAAUGGGUCAAGCACUGCCAGUUCCCGUGAUACUUCCCCAUGCCGUGAGCUUUCGCCGCUAGUAACUAAUUUAAAGCCACCUAUAAUUAUAAGACGUGGCCCACAAGGCUUUGGGUUUACUGUACACACUAUCAGAGUAUACUAUGGAGACACGGAUUUCUAUACCAUGCAUCAUCUGGUCAUGGCUGUGGAUGAGGGAAGUCCAGCUUUUGAGGCUGGCCUUCGUCCCGCAGAUUUAAUAACACAUGUCAAUGGAGAAGCUGUACAGGGUCUCUUCCAUACUCAGGUACUGCAGCUGCUUUUAAGUGGCGGCGAACACGUGACAUUACGCUCCACCCCCCUAGAACACACCAGCAUUCAAACCGGAGGUCGAAAACGUGACUUGCUGCAGAGUAAACUGGCAAAAAAGGGCGUUAACCGGCCGAAAAAACAAACAAAAAGAGAUCACGAUAAAAAACGUAAAACUUCGUUGUUUCGCAGGAUAAGCAGUAAAAGAGCAAGUGCUGAAAUGCACCAGUAUACGGCCGCCACAAGUUCGCCAACCACGCCCUCCGCUUGCAACCCGUCGUCAUUCGAAUAUUCGCAUCAGAGCAGCAGCUGCUACCAAUCAGCUGCAAACUCAUCUUCUCAAUCAACUUCCCCUUCAUCCUCGUCACCUAAUACGCCCACCGGUCCCUCUAGUAGCUGUGCUGCAUCUAACAUGUUUGCUGCAUCUUCAGUUCAAGUUACGUUACCUGGAAGUAUCGCAACGCCGACAAAUAUAGUUUUACUACCGCAUCUGGGAGCAGCUGUAGGUUCCACUUCUAUUACCAAUGUACCAGUUUCGCCUACAGCCGUUGUUCCACAAUUGUAUCAACGACCCUCUACGCUACACGGGCUCAAGCACAAACUUCACUCUGCUGGCAGCAACACAUCAAAUACAACCUCAACAGGUGGGCUUAAAACCUUGCACGGUUCGAGCACCAAUUCUCUUACUAACCGUCGAAAGUCAGUGGGUCACAUACCCUUGUCACCACUGGCGCGCACCCCGUCGCCAUCUCCGCUGCCGUCUUCCCCCACUAGGUCACCUUCACCAUUGGCCUUUCCAUUAGUUGGACAUCACCCUGGCUCUUCAAAUACUACGCAAUCAUAUAGUCCGGGAAGUACGCUCCCUUCUGCUCAGGCAGUUGUAAAUACCUGUAGCAAAAAAAACAGUUUUGCUCGUACUAAGUCCGCGGAGCCAAGCUCGCCUCUCUUGCGUCGUGCUCUUUCACCAGAUCGAUUGCAUCCUAGAAGCGCUGAGACCAAAAUCUCACCAUUAUGUUGUUCGCCACCAAUAAAACAAACGACUACUAAGCAUCAGCGUGUGGUGGCGGGGUCGUGGCGAACCGCAGCUGCUACAACAAAUUCUUCAGGUCAAUUACUGCCGCACACAAAUGUUGACGAAUGUCAAAAACAGUCAACGGGGACUUCUACAACUCUUGUCACAGGUAGUGCACCAGUAGCAGCUCUUACUACAGAACAUAAUAAUCUUUCAAUCUCACCACAAACACCUGCAACUGUCGAACUGUUGCCACGCAUAGCUGAAGAAAAAUACUCACCCACAUGUACUCAGGAUAAAACUAGCUUGGUAGAUAGUUUUAUGCCUGCCAUUGAAGAGAGUGUAGAAAGUGAGGCAUCACCAACGCAAACUUUGGAAAAUACAUGGAAAGGGGCUUUAAAAGAUGAUGAGCGGUGUGCAUGCAACAAUACAAAAAGUGAUUCGGGAAAAUGUACAACCCAUAUGAAAUGGAAACCGCUGCAAGGUUGCAGUAAAACUGCUGAUGUUAAGCAUAGAAAGCACAGUGAAAGUAACUGAGUUCUAGUUUUAUUUUAUGGUUUACCAGCGCAAAAAACAUUAUGAUUAAAAUAAAUGCAAUAGUAAUCUUAAGCGUACAAGAAAAUCAA